Messenger RNA from Puccinia graminis f. sp. tritici CRL 75-36-700-3, 1104 nucleotides. RefSeq lists its product as uncharacterized. Lineage: Eukaryota; Fungi; Basidiomycota; Pucciniomycetes; Pucciniales; Pucciniaceae. The transcript is spliced from 3 exons. Bases 1 to 1104 code for a protein of 367 amino acids. The record is from RefSeq and is a predicted model, not a curated record.
AUGGCCGAAAAAACAGAUGUUCACCCUUUGAAAGGAAUUGACUACUCGGAGAAAGAUAUUGGUGUCCUUGUUCGACAACUCUGCAAGAAUCUCAACCAGCAACACAGCCAGUGCCUGACAGAAGUGGUUGACUUUGACUUACAAGCAGUCUUCUUAAUGCAGGAGAUAGGUCCCCAUCACCGUAUCCGAUCAAUUGUCAAGAUGGUCCUCAAACAAUUUGAUAUCAAUACCCAGCCCCCCAAAACCCCAAAGAAGAGAUCCCCCAGCAGUGCUCCACCACAAAACAUGCUCCAACAACAACUUCUAGAUGCAGCCAAACAGGUCCAAAAAACCAUUGACACCUUCGACAACAACACUUCCUCCAGAAAACCAUUUUGCCUCCAAUUUCCGUCAUACAAACAUGUGCUUCAAAACGCCAUCUCCAUGCAAGACAAGUGUCAAAAAUUGCCAACCAACCGAAUGGUGGUCCUACUAGAUGAGGCUGGUAUUUGUGUAGGGGUGGUUGUGCCACCCUUUCCAAAGACCCCUGGGAAACACCAUCCAGAGGCGGAUGACUGCGCAUGCCAAGCACUCAACAAAACAGUCUUAACUUCCUCUUGGAAUACAAAUGAAGAUGAGGUUCAAUAUUCUUCCACCCCCCUGGAUCCUCAUCCUAGGAGCCCAUUUCCACUUGGGAAAUCCAACAAGGGUGAAAGUCGUACUCCCAAGGGGGGGGGGGAUACAAAGACGUCGAUGUCCUUUCAGACUUAUGGAUUUGGCCUAGGAGAUACCAAAUCCAAAGGCAUGAAUGACCUCAAGAUUCCGAUCUUGAAAAACCAGAUCAACACCGCAAAACUUCAAGGCUACAGUAAUUCUUGGAAGAACGUGCCAUUUACCCCUUCACUCCAAAUCACUACGCAAAGUCAAAUAUACAAGACCCAAGCAAGGGUACAUCUACAAAACGAGAUCAAAUUCUACUCGAAGUUGUCCUUAUGGAUCAACAAGUCUUUCUUGCCUGCAUCAACAAAAAUCACUGAACAAGGAGUUCAAUACCUCAUGUCUUCGGAUUCAGAUCUUCUACGCAAGAAUUUGGCCAAGGAGAACAAUCAAAUUAUUGCUUGUUAG